GUCGGAGCGGCGGCCGGGAGGCGGUGGGGCGGAGGGCUGCGGACUUCGGCCGACCCCGGCCCCAGCCCCGGCCUGUCUUUUCCUGGCCCGCCCUGGACUCCGCGGCCCGGCCUCCUCUCCACGUCCGGCGUCUCCUUCCCUCCACCCUCACUUCCCGACCGCGGAGCGGCCCACUGCUGACCCCCGUGGCCGGACCCCCGAUGGCCGUGUCCCGUUGGCCGGGCCGGCCGCCUAGACCCCGUCGGGCCUGAGACCCCCACGCGGAGUCUCACGGUCUCCUCCCACGCAGAGUCGGGGGAACUCGGCGUGAGGGUGGCAGCCUGUGCCUUCUGUGGCCCUUGCUCGCGCGCACAGCGUUGUGACUAACGCAGCUAUUUUACGCCCCGGGUGUCUGUCGGCGCUGCGCUGGCCACGUGCGGCUGCCGCGCUGCUGGAGCGCGGUACAUGUCACAGAGCAAGCACGUGGAGGCUCGGGAGCUCAUGUGCUCAGGAGCUUUGCUGUUCUUCAGCCAUGGCCAGCAAAACAGUGCUGCGGACCUGUCCAUGCUGGUGCUGGAGUCACUGGAGAAGGCGGACGUGGGUGUGGCCGAUGAGCUGCUGGAAAACCUGGCUAAACUGUUUGGCUUGAUGGACCCAAACUCUCCAGAGCGAGUGGCUUUUGUGUCCAGAGCUCUGAAGUGGUCCAGUGGAGGCUCGGGGAAGCUGGGCCACCCCCGGCUGCACCAGCUGCUGGCCCUGACCCUGUGGAAAGAGCAGAACUAUUGUGAGUCCCGGUACCACUUCCUGCACUCCGCGGAUGGAGAGGGCUGCGCCAACAUGCUGGUGGAGUACUCCACCGCCAGGGGCUUCCGCAGCGAGGUGGACAUGUUCGUGGCCCAGGCCGUCCUGCAGUUUCUCUGUUUGAAAAACAAAAGCAGUGCGUCAGUGGUCUUCACAACAUACACACAGAAGCACCCGUCCAUCGAGAACGGCCCUCCCUUCGUUCAGCCACUGCUCAACUUUAUCUGGUUUCUACUGUUGGCCGUAGAUGGGGGCAAGCUGACAGUGUUCACUGUGCUGUGUGAGCAGUACCAGCCGUCCCUGCGGCGGGACCCCAUGUACAACGAGUACCUGGACAGAAUAGGACAGCUGUUCUUCGGCGUGCCGCCCAAGCAGACUUCUUCCUACGGAGGCUUGCUCGGGAACCUUCUCAGCAGCCUCAUGGGCUCCUCGGAGCAGGAGGGCGAGGACAGUCAGGACGACAGCAGCCCCAUCGAGCUUGACUGACGCCGCCCGCCUGCACCUGCAUGAGGACGCCCUGGGGCGCGGCGGGCGGGCGGCCGCGGGUCCUGAGGCUGCCGCGCUCGGCUGGCGUGUUUGUGCGCCCCGCCGCGUGGCCCUGCCGUGCGCCUCAGCUCGACCCACAAUAAAGCACAGGCUCGUGCCACCACCCUUUCCCAGUCCUCUGUCUCUGGUUUGCUUUGGGGGGGGCCGUGGGCUUGCAGGCCCGUCCCAGACCGAGUGGGGAGCGGCUGCCCUCAGGCCGAAGCCACGGAGAGGUCCUGCGGUGGCCCCGCCCCCCAGUGUCCUGGACAGUGCCUGGGCGCCACCCCGUGCCAAAUCCCGGGAGCCACGCCUGUUGCCGCGCGCACGGCAUGUGCAGUGGCGUCUUGCAAAGGGAGCUGUAGGGCUGCCCACCUUCGUGAUGCAAUAUUUAUUUCACUGGGUGAGACCCUCUGACCUGACGGUGUAGGUUUUCACCAAAUAACCAGUCCAGGAACGAGCUCCUCUGCCCCAUCUCACUGAUGCUACGUCAGAAGUUCCCAGGAUACUUACAAAAGGGGACACACUUUAUUUUUUCACAAUUAAAAUAAGUUGUAGAUUCAUACAGUGAUCAUGCAUGGGAAGGAGUGAAGUAUGCAAUUCUGUUUACUGUAAAAAUGGAGUUUAAAGGAAGGUUUGUGUUAAUUGUUAAGUUUAAAUAAAUCCUUUAUACUGGGCUUGG
This is a messenger RNA of Rhinolophus ferrumequinum (greater horseshoe bat), 1984 nucleotides long. RefSeq names its product guided entry of tail-anchored proteins factor 4 (gene GET4). The transcript is spliced from 9 exons. Bases 445 to 1266 code for a protein of 273 amino acids. The record is from RefSeq and is a predicted model, not a curated record. Gene Ontology annotation, biological process: protein insertion into ER membrane. Gene Ontology annotation, cellular component: BAT3 complex; cytosol. Gene Ontology annotation, molecular function: protein binding. NCBI's taxonomy places the organism in Eukaryota, Metazoa, Chordata, Mammalia, Chiroptera, Rhinolophidae.